UCAGUUUGUUUAUAGUUUUAUUGCUUUAUUCAGCAGCUAGCGACUAAAGGAAUGUUUUUUAAAAAGUAUUAUUCCCACUGGGGAAUUAUCGCGAUAUGAAUUUGACCUGCCGUGUAUAACAAUCAAUUCUAGCUGCUGAGAUAUAGUAGCUUGUUACUACAUUUGUGUAGUUUUGUUAUUAUUCGUCCAGGCGCACAGAUGUCCCAGCAGGGGCUCCUGUGGUGCUAAAAUAAGCAGCUGUAAGGAGUCACGAAGGCUGGUAGCUGUGUUAUUUGUGGUGCUGGAGUAAGACGUCCUGUGUCCUGCACCUCAAAGCCCCGGCGACUGGUGCAGUCAGUGCACUUAUUAAGCUCGUCUGGUGUGAUAACAUCAGAUCAGUUGUAUCCCCUUUCCUGUUUCUCUUCAUCAUUUUAAAUCAAAUUCCUUUAAAAAAAGUACUCUCACGUUCUCUUACAUUACGAUAGUUAAAUAAACAAGAACUUACGUGCCCUCGAGCAAGACGCUGUCAUCAUUAUCCACUCACGUUGUAUGCGUCCCAGGACUCUGAUGAUUUAUGGGGAACAAACCAGGACUUCUUCUUUGGAAGGUUGGCUAUUCGACACCUGGCUGCUCCAGUCUGCAUGCCAGAUAUCCUUAGGUAAAAUACUAACACCAAGUUGCUCUCCGUCAUAGCAUGCAUGUUAGAUAGAAAGCACUUCAGUAGGAAAAAGCAGAGAAUAAAGCGCUUGUGUGAAUUGGUGAAUGAGGCACAUAGUUUAAAUCGCUUUGAGUGCUUAGGUAGAGUAGAAAAAUGCUAUAUAAGAAUCGUCCACGGAAACAUAUCCAUUAUCUCUUCUCUCCAAAUGUCUCUUUGGAGUUUUAUCUGUGGAUCAGACAGAAACAUACAUUAAGAAUAAUAAUAAUAGUAGGAACACCACGUUUUUGAUUUGUAUAUAACAUUAUUUUAAUAUAAAAUUUAUGUCGGACAUGUUUGCACAUACAAAUCAGACAUUUGUUGGCUUAUGACGUUUUUCUUCUGUCUCCACUUACUCCUAGUAGAGAUUUCUGCCAUAUUACACAUCUGGUUAGUGACUUUGUGUCUCUAGUUCUAUUCUUGGCCUAAACACCAAAACCAAACAAUGAGUUUAAAACACCUCAUAAAUUUCUGUAACACUGAGAGGAACCUUAAAGUUCUGCUGGUUUACAUUACACAGUCAUGUUCAUUUUUCAUAGUACCGCAAUAAAAACACACGCAGAGCCUUAAGGCAGUAAGUGCACUCUCCGGGUUACGUGGUUUAAAUAUAAGCUGGGCUCUGCUAUCAGUCAUUACUUGUGAUAUUGACGUAGUUAGAGUUACCUUGCAUUACCUUAAUCAAAGUUCAAAGGUCCUGACACCAUAUCCACAUGCAGAAUAAUCAUUAAUGCAGUCUAGGUGUCAUUUGAUUUACGGCUUUGUUAUGAUGAAUUAUUAAUCUCCUAUAUUUGUCCUGAGUGUAGCAGUCACAUUCUUGCAGUCAUGGUUUAUAAAUAACCUUGUGUGACUUGCUCAGCUCAGCCUUUUGGCAGUCCUCAGGGUGGAGAGUAUGCAGCAGGGUGUUUGUGAGGGUGUGUGUAUUGCAAAGAGAAAGUGUCCCUGUCAUUAACUGGUCACAUUACGUGAGUGAGCAGGGCUGUGGGUGUGUGCCUCUAAAGGCUUUAUUUUUGCAGCACACAGCAUGAAGGGGAAUUAGCUCAAAUGGUAGAGCGCUCGCUUAGCAUGCGAGAGGUAGCGGGAUCGAUGCCCGCAUUCUCCAACAAGUUUUUUUUUUUUCCAAUCUGGAUUAAAUACUUUUAAAGAAUGUGAAGAUGCCAGAUUCUUUCAGCACCAUCCCCACAGAAGCCCUCAACUCAAAAACUUCCUUAGUGGACCUGCUCUCACACCCUACAGAGCUUUACCCAGCAGACAGCUUCAUUAACGCUCUCAGUAACAUCAGCAGUGUUAGUGGGGCGGUUAACCCUCGCUGCACCUACAAGGAAGACUUUAAGCGCAUUUUACUUCCUGCUGUGUACACCAUCGUCUUCCUGCUUGGGAUUCCUCUGAAUGCCACCGUCAUACUGAAGAUAUGGAGGAAGAGGUCCAAUUUGUCCAGAAACAACAUCUACAUGCUCAACUUGGCCAUAGCCGACUUUCUGUAUGUGAUGUCACUUCCUUUACUCAUCUACAACUAUGCGAGUCAUGACUACUGGCCCUUUGGGGAGUUUACCUGUAAGAUGGUCAGGUUUCAGUUCUACAGUAAUCUCCAUGGCAGCAUCCUGUUCCUGACCUGCAUCAGUGUGCAGCGUUAUUUGGCCAUUUGCCACCCUCUCUCGGUGUGGCACAAGCAGGGCGGUCGCAAGAUGGUGUGGUGCGUCUGCGGAUUGGUAUGGCUGGUGGUUGGCUCCCUGUGCGCGCCAACUUUCCACUUUGCAGCAACAGGGCAACAGCGCAACCGCACCGUGUGCUACGAUUUGAGCACGCCAGGGCGCUCGGUAGACUACUAUCCUUACGGCAUGGCUCUGACGUGCCUCGGCUUCUUGCUGCCUUUCAUAGGCGUGAUGGUUUGCUACUGCAAGAUGGCCUUCAUCCUCUGCCGCCCAGUGUCCUACCAGGGCGUCUCCAUAGCGCCUGGGGAUAAACGAGACAGGGCGGUGAGGAUGAUCAUUAUUGUAGCCGCGGUGUUCUGCGUAAGCUUCCUCCCGUUUCACCUCACAAAGACUCUGUACCUGGUGGUGCGCACCUUGCCCAAUGCUCCCUGCACAACAAGAAACUUGUUCUCAAUCAUCUAUAAGAGCACCAGACCGUUUGCCAGCAUGAACAGCUUUCUGGACCCGAUUCUGUUUUACUUCACGCAACCACGCUACCGCCGGAGCACCAGGAGGUUCGUGCGCAGAGUCACCACUCUAAAGAGCCAAGGCAGCAGCGUGUGAGCGAACAGUGCUCCUUGAAGCCUUGUUAAGAUUUAAAACACAGAGAUGGAUUCGUUUUCUAACCUUGCUUUUCUGAAGUUCCUUCUCUUAUUACAGUAAACUGUUGUCCUUGAGGCUUUCAGCUAUUAGUGACUAAAAAAUGUGUUUAAUAACAGUCUGAAGAAGCCAUCUGAAGUGCCAUAUAAAGACUCAAUGCAGUGUGAAUGGAAAAUGUUGACAAUGUCCUGCUUGCAUUGUUUUGAACUGGGAAUUAUUAUCACACUGACUGUGAGUGUAUUUGAUUGUGCGAAUUCAUAGAUUUUGGUUUAUAACUCUGGAUGGGGAAUACUGUAAUCCUCUAAUGAAAAUGUCCUGCACUGUACAUAAGUGAUGUUUACUUUCAAGCUCCACUGCACUGCUUUUUUUUUCUGAAAUCCCCCUUUUUUUACAUUGUUUAACACACUGUGACGUGUACUUUAAAUUGAAACUACUGAAUUAUUGGGGAAUUUUAGUAUCUAUGCGAGGUGUUACGAUAGAGAUGCAUCGUGCUGGAAUGAGAUGCAGUUGAGGAAAGGAGAAAAUAGUUCAUUUGAACUUGCUAGGCUAAAAUCCUCUCUGGCACUGUUUUUUGGUGGUGUUUAUGCUUGCAUGUUGAAUCUGCACUAGUCUGAGGAAAGGAACUGAAAGGUGGGGUUGGGGGUAUACUUUGCAAACAGAGGCUGCAAAAAACAGAAGUUUAUGUUCACUGAUUUAAAAGUGGAGUAUUAUGCGUUCCAAUGAAGGUCUGUAGCUCUGUUUUUCCUUGAAAGUGAUGCGUUUCUACAUUAUCCAUGUCGUAAUAGCUGCUGUUGCGGGUUUUAACCACUGGAUGGUGCGCGCACGCCACUGCUGUAGCCCCACUGCCUCUGUCAUAAUAGGUUGGGGUUUUUUUUGCCUGUCCCGUUUGGAUCUUUAGCCAUCAGAAUUGUUGUCUGAAGGCCAAGAAAGAUGCCAAGCAGAUUUACUUUACCGAAUGGAUCAUCUGUCAUAAUAGUAUUGAUGUUAGCAUGUAUCAGAUCUUACAGUCACAAAUAAAACAUUGUCAAGAAAACCGUUAAAUGUGCAGCUCACAGCGCGCUGACAUAGGCCGUCAGUUGCUGACUGAUCUUUGUCUUGUACUUAUAAAUUCUGCAGCAAAUGAAGGAAAUCAGUUUAAAUUAUAUGUUUAAUUCAGUUAUUUUUUUAAAAGUCAUUUAAAGGUAAAGAUAGAGGCAGAUUGUGGAGUUAAGGGCAUUAAAUGAACUCUGUGGUUUUUUAUGAGUGUGUGAAUCUUUUCAGUCUAACUGGGAUUCCUGUACAUAUGAAAUGUUUAGUACUUAGCACUGCUUUGACGUGAUUUAGCUGUAUGACGUAGGUUGUCAGCUGCGUGAUCUGGUGACUUAAAAUGUUCAUGAAAUGAACAUAAAUGUAGAUGGCAUAUGCCUGCAUGUACAUAUGUGUACUUUGAUGUUUACUGUAAAAAUGUGCCCUGUGUUUUACAUGUCAUACCUGCCUUUCAUAGUGAGCACCUUUGUCAUGUUUUUAAACAGUGAGUCUUUGCCCUGUGACGAGCUCUGGACAAACAAUGCACUUACCGUGGAGUGAAAUAAACGUGAUUAAUAAUUUUGUGACAUUCGUGUUAACCAGAAGAUUUCAGAGUAGCCAAACUCAUAUGUUACACUAGACUGUGCCAGCUUGAGACCAGUAUGUUGUUAAAUUCUGAAAUGACAAUGUGAAAAACGGCUUUCAACUCGUAUUGCUCUGAAGCUCCUGUAACAGGUUAACACUUUAAGUAUUUGUUGUAUGUGUCAUUCUAAUGUGAAUGUGCAGCUUUGACCUCAGUAUGAGGUGGUGAUGUGCUUCAGUUUCCUAAUGUGUGCUCAUGUGUAUCUGUGCAUAGUAACAAUAGUCAUGUAAUAUGUGUGUGUUGUACUUUAGAAAAAGUGAAUGUCACAGUCAUCUAUCAUCUAUUGAGACCCAGACGUCAGUAUUAGUUAGAAGGGUUAUUUUUAUCAAAUUCCCUAACAAAUGAAUAAUGGGAAUGGUUUUUUAUUUUUAUAGACAUGUAAUUAUGUUGAUAGAAAAACUAAAACUGAAGGGUUUUUUGGGGUUUUUUUUUGCUGUACAGAUGCUUAAUUUUCUGUGUUGUGUUUCUGAUUGUUGCCAUGUCGUACUAACUGAAACUAUUAAAAGCCAUGAAAAACACGAUGUUUUCUCAAUCGUAUAUUAAUACUGAGGGAGUAGACUGUGUUGCUUCCUUUUUUUCCAUUUUUUACUGUAGUUUAACUUCAAGCGUUCAGUUUAGGCAGAACUUGAAUUCAAACCUUAGGUGUGAAUAUAAAAAAGCAGCCAGUAGCUUCUGAAUCCAUAUGAUUAUAUGAUGACAGCUGUUUAAAUGAUGUGACAAAUGACUGAAAAGACAUCAUCUAAGAGUUUGUGAUCUGCUUACACGCUACUGUUCAACCUUUAGGUAACACCAGUGCGUUAUCAGCCAAUCACAAUACAGCAACGCAGUGUAUUUACAUAUGUAGAUUAUUGAAGUUCAAACGAAGCAUCAUAAUGGGGCAAAAAAGGUGAUUUAAGUGUAUUUCAGGAACUAAAGAUGUGCUGGGAUUUUUCCUGCACAAACAUCUUUGGGGUUUACAGAAGAUGAACUGAAAAAAGGGAAAUAUCCAGUGAGCAGCAGGUCUCUAGGUGAAAAUCAUCUCUGUUUUCUUGAACACAACAGUGAGUUCACUGUACUUGAACGGUCUCCGCAGUCACCAGAUUGCAGUCCAUUAGCCGCUAAUGGUUAGCACAAAGAGUUAUGAAGACAAAAAGGGGAUCUGGCCCAGUAUUAGCCGUAUAGAAUAGAUUAG
Molecule: messenger RNA, 5780 nt
Organism: Haplochromis burtoni (Burton's mouthbrooder)
Lineage: Eukaryota; Metazoa; Chordata; Actinopteri; Cichliformes; Cichlidae
Product: P2Y purinoceptor 3
Exons: 4
Coding region: 1825-2925 (366 amino acids)
Biological process (GO): cellular response to pyrimidine ribonucleotide; phospholipase C-activating G protein-coupled receptor signaling pathway
Cellular component (GO): plasma membrane
Molecular function (GO): G protein-coupled UDP receptor activity; G protein-coupled UTP receptor activity; G protein-coupled ADP receptor activity
Source: RefSeq, a predicted model, not a curated record